AUGACUUGGGACUGUGAUUUACUGGCCUUGAAGGAUACGUUCCUCCGCUCCUGGGACGGAGACCAGCUCCUCAGCCACCCCUGGGGUGAGGGCCACCAUCUCCAGAGGGACACCAGCAGACCAGCUUCCUGGGCUGAGUACUAUGAGAGCAGCUACUCCAAAAGGCCGUACUCCAGGCAAGGAUAUGAAGACCCACACUGGCAGUAUCCAGCAGCCAGCUAUAGCUACACAUACCAAAGACCAUGGCAGCCCGUGGCCUGGCAGGAUGACAGAGACCUGAGACAGAGAGAGCCUUACAGCAGGAGUAUCAAUUACAAGGACCAGCACUACUACAGGGGUUACCACCCCAACCUGGCCACGACCCAUCUGGGGCACGACAGGACACAGACCUACAACUCCUAUGAGGAGAGAUACGUCUCAGCUGCCUGGCCCGAGCAGGCAGGAGGAGAAACCCUCAGCAGUGAUUUAGGGGAGGCUGGUGGCCAGUCCCAAGAGCCCCUGGGCCAGCCCAGCCUGCUCCAGCAGUACCGUGAGUCAGGGCUCAGCUCCAGCAGUUACGAGCUCAGCCAGUACAUCCACGACAGUGCCGACCACUAUGACCCUGUGCUUUCGGGGACCUGGAGCCUGGCAGAAGGGGGGCCUUUGGUAUCCACCCCAGCCCCAGUGGUACCCCACAAGUUCCCACUGCCACAUGUGGUAGUAUGCUUUGGAGCUGGAGGCCAGCUGGUGUUGGUGUGUCCUCAACACCCUGCUGAGGGUCAACAAGCCCAUGUUGAGCUACACAGCCUGGAGGUAAUCCUUCAUGACACGGAAGAGCUGGAGGAGCUACAGAGCUUCCCAGGGCCCCUGGCCAGGGAAGAUCUGCACAAGGUGGAUGUGAUGACAUUUUGCCAGCAGAAGAUAGCCACAAGCUGUGAUCUCUCAACACAGAGAGGCAGAGAUUCAGCUCUUCUCUGGAAACUCCUGGUCCUCCUCUGCCGGCAGAAUGGGUCCAUGGUGGGCUCAGACACAGCUGAGCUGCUGAUGCAAGACUGCAGGUGCCAGAAGUACAAGAGACAGAGCCCCGCGGCAAACCUGACUGGCCUAACGGAUGAGGAGUGGAUGUCACAUCAGCCAGGGACACUGGACCUCAUCACAGGGGAGGUCCCUCCUGUCGUGGAGACACAGGCACAGAUUGUAGAGAAGUUCACCAAACUCCUCUACUACGGGAGGAAGAAAGAUGCUCUGGUCUGGGCCAUGAGAAACCAUCUGUGGGGCCAUGCCCUCUUCCUCUCCAGCAAGAUGGACCCCCGGACCUACAGCUGGGUGCUCACUGGGUUCACCAGCACACUGGCCACCAAUGACCCCCUGCAGACCCUCUUCCAGCUCAUGUCGGGAAGGAUCCCUCAGGCUGCACUGUGCUGUGGGGAUGCUGCAUGGGGAGACUGGAGGCCCCACCUGGCUGCCAUGUUGUCCAACAAGGUGGGAGACAUGGACCUGAACCACAGAGCCGUCAUCACCAUGGGAGAUACUUUGGCUGGCAAGGGAGCAGUUGAAGCAGCUCACUUCUGCUACCUGAUGGCAGACGUUCCUUUCAGUUACUUCAGGGCGAAGGCAGACCGCAUGGCCCUGCUGGGCAGCAGCCACCGCCAGGCGUUUGCCCAGUUUGCCAGGACAGAGGCCAUACAGCGGACGGAAAUCUUAGAGUACUGCCAGCAGCUACAACAGCCUGAAUCAUUCCAGCUCCCCUUCCAGGUGUACAAGCUCCUCUACGCCUCUCGCUUGGCUGACUAUGGACUCCCAGCCCAGGCCCUGCAAUACUGUGAGCACAUAGCCACUGUGCUCCUGGGCCAGGAUCCAGCCACCCACCCUGUCCUGGCCCAGCAAGUGAUGAAGCUAGCUGAGCGGCUCAAGCUCUCGGACCCCCUGCUCCUGGAGAUGCCAGAGCAGAACCCAACGCUGGAGCCCGACUGGCUGGUACAGCUCCGAGCCUGCUGCCAGCAGUGGGAGGUGGAAGACAACCUCCCUCCAGAGGUGGCACCUGCUCAGCUGGAGCUGCCAUAAUCUGUUCUCAGGCUCAGACCCACGGGAUCUGGAGAUCCUGGCCAUGAGCUUACCCAGAGUGAGGGAUACCAGUGGUACCAGCCUAUGCUACACCAGGGAUCCAGCUCACACCAGGACGUGUCUCUCCAGCCACAGGCGCCCGCUCAGCUGGCUGCGUUGCCGCUGCCCAACGUUGGCCACGAGCCACAGCCCCCUGUGCUUAGACCAGGCACAGCCACCCCUCUGGAAGGGGUUUUUGCUGGGCCCCCUCCACAGGCAGUGCCAGGAGAAUGUGGGGAGCCCCAGAGUGCCCUGCUGUCCCCUGGGGAGGUGCAGCCAUCCCUCCCAGCAGAGCAGGAGGAGUUAAACGCGAGAGCUCGGACCAUCUCACAGAGCUCCACCAUCUCCUUGGAAGAUGACAGACGACCUUCCUCAGAGAGCACAGCUGAGGAUGCUGAUGAAGAGCUAUCAGCAGCAGAAGUGGUGAAGCCAAGUGAGGAUAAGAGCUCUGGAUUCAGGUGGUUUGGCUGGUUUCGGUCAAAGCCUACCAAGGAGACAUCUUCCAGAGAUACAUCUGAGACAGCUCCAGACUCAUCCAUGCUGGGACGGCAGAACAAGGCAUCACCCUCCCCACCUGAUGAUCCCCUCACAGCCAGGACAAGCCCUUCAGCUCAGUGUCCCUCCAGAAACCCAGGAGAAAUGCAAGGUGAAAACACAUUUCCUCUUACUCCAGCGUCGAUUGAGAUGAAACGCUCGUGUGACAUGGAUGGUGGACAGUCAGCUGGAGAGCAGAUUGGGUCCCAUGGAUCUCUCCCACCAGUGGGGACAGUCCCCCUCUUCAACCCUGUCCAAGUCUCUCAGCUUGCUGCCACCCCUCAACCAAACCAGCCGCGGCUGCUUUCCCAGCGCCGCUACCCCAACCUGCUCUGA
Colius striatus (speckled mousebird) is the source of this 2952-nucleotide messenger RNA. It is a transcript of the gene SEC16B, whose product is annotated as SEC16 homolog B, endoplasmic reticulum export factor. The record is from RefSeq and is a predicted model, not a curated record. The transcript is spliced from 28 exons. Lineage: Eukaryota; Metazoa; Chordata; Aves; Coliiformes; Coliidae. Gene Ontology annotation, biological process: COPII vesicle coat assembly; Golgi organization; autophagy. Gene Ontology annotation, cellular component: ER to Golgi transport vesicle membrane; endoplasmic reticulum exit site.